Molecule: messenger RNA, 6479 nt
Organism: Helianthus annuus (common sunflower)
Lineage: Eukaryota; Viridiplantae; Streptophyta; Magnoliopsida; Asterales; Asteraceae
Product: protein PHOTOPERIOD-INDEPENDENT EARLY FLOWERING 1
Exons: 21
Coding region: 301-6108 (1935 amino acids)
Cellular component (GO): Swr1 complex
Molecular function (GO): ATP hydrolysis activity; histone binding; ATP-dependent chromatin remodeler activity
Source: RefSeq, a predicted model, not a curated record
AAAUCCAUCGAUGCUUCUUUUCUUUUGCCCUAACCUCAUCAAACCUCUUCGCUUUUCCCAAAUAUCUUUUUCUUUAAUUUUUUAUAAAAUUAUUUUAAAUUUUAUAAAAUUCACCGGAUCUGAACCACUCGUCGGCGCUUAAACCCGUCACCGGAAUCCUUAAAGAUUCAUCGGAAAACCAAAUUGAUUGCUCCUUGAGUUGGGUUUUCUUUAAAGAUCGAAAAAGUUUCAAUCUUUAUCAUUCUUGUUCUUGUUCUACAGCUGAGUUGUUGAAGUGAUGUCUUGAAUCUUGAGGAAACAAUGACCUCUAAAGGUCCAAAGUCUAAACUUGACCAUGAGUCAAGGGCCAAGCGACAAAAGGCACUUGAACCACCUAAAGAACCACAACGACCCAAAACACACUGGGACCAUCUUAUUGAAGAGAUGGUAUGGUUAUCAAAGGAUUUUGAGUCAGAGAGAAAAUUUAAAUUGGCCCUGGCAAAGAAGACCGCCAUAAGAGCCAGCAAAGGCAUGGUGGAUCAGGCCACAAGAGAAGAAAGAAAAGCGAAGGAAGAAGAGCUCCGCAUGAAAAAAGUUGCGCUAAACAUCUCGAAGGACGUGAAGAAAUUUUGGACGAAAAUUGAGAAGCUGGUGCAAUACAAGCAUCGGUUAGAGCUUGAUCAGAAGAAGAAAAAAGCACUAGAUAAACAACUUGAUUUUCUUCUAGGGCAAACCGAAAGGUAUUCGACGAUGCUGGCAGAAAAUCUUGUUGAUUCAUCUUCUCGACAACAUGUUAAUGCAUCCUCGGUCCAGGAACUACCAGCCAUUGAAUAUAAAGAUCAGACCGAUGUCAAUGGGUGUACCGAACCUCACAUUGAGUCACAGUCAAAUAUUAUAGAUACUGAUGAAGAUUACAAGUCUGAAAAUGAAGUCGAAGAUGAUGAGCGCACGAUUGAGGAAGAUGAAGCCCUCAUAACCGAAGAUGAAAGGCGUGAGGAGUUAGCAGCUUUGCAAAAUGAAGCGGAUUUACCCCUUGAAGAGUUACUUAAACGUUAUGCUGUUGAAGAAGAAAAGACUGAAGAUGUAGCUGAGCUAAAUCAGGCCCAUGAAGAUAAUUCUAAGUGUAACGGUAAUGACGCUUCGGACCAUAGAUUAAAAGAAGAGAGUCGUCAUUGUGUUGAAAGUAACGGUGGACUAUUAUCGGUUUCACCAAAACAUCAUUUAGAAAUCAAGGAACAUUAUGUUAGAAAAAGAAAACGUCUUCAAGCUCCCAAAAAGUAUUUGGAAUUAGACUUUAAUGAUGAAAAUGAAGACGGUGAUUUUGUUAUCGCAAAUGGGGAUGAUAAGGAUGAUGAAACCACCUUGUUGGAGGAAGAAGAACUAGCAAAGGCCGAAUCCGGUGAUUCAGUAGACGAGAUUGCAUUAUUGCAAAAGGAGAGUGAAAUUCCAAUAGAGGAUUUGCUUGCAAGGUAUAGACAGGACCCCGUCGCUAAUAGAAGCACAGAGUCGGGUUCAGAUUCUGAAUCUGAAAAAGAAAACAAACAAGAGCAAAAGAUUGAUGAUGGUGACGAGAACGAAGACAGAAUUGCUGACGCUGCGGCUGCCGCCAGGUCAGCACAGCCAACGGGGAACACGUUUUUGACAACAAAAGUCCGGACAAAACACCCUUUUUUACUGAAAUUUUCCCUUCGUGAAUAUCAACACAUUGGUUUAGACUGGCUCGUGACGAUGUACGAAAAACGGCUGAACGGUAUCCUCGCAGACGAAAUGGGCCUCGGUAAAACAAUUAUGACAAUCGCGUUACUUGCGCACCUGGCAUGUGAAAAGGGGAUAUGGGGCCCGCAUUUGAUCGUUGUACCGACAAGUGUCAUGCUCAAUUGGGAAACCGAGUUUCUAAAGUGGUGUCCGGCGUUUAAAAUCUUGACGUAUUUUGGAAACGCGAAGGAACGGAAACAUAAGCGACAAGGUUGGAUGAAACCGAACACGUUUCACGUUUGCAUCACGACUUACCGACUCGUUAUUCAAGAUUCGAAGAUUUUCAAGAGAAAAAAGUGGAAAUAUCUGAUUUUGGAUGAAGCCCAUUUGAUAAAAAACUGGAAGUCUCAAAGAUGGCAAACGCUUUUGAAUUUUAACGCGAAAAGGCGUAUCCUUUUAACCGGUACGCCUCUACAGAACGAUUUAAUGGAGUUAUGGUCGUUAAUGCAUUUUUUAAUGCCGCAUAUAUUUCAAUCUCAUCAAGAGUUUAAAGCGUGGUUUAGUAAUCCAAUAUCCGGUAUGGUUGAAGGUCAAGAAAAGGUCAACAAGGAAGUAGUUGACCGGUUGCAUAACGUCCUCCGUCCGUUUAUACUUCGAAGAUUAAAACGGGACGUUGAGAAACAAUUACCUAGUAAACACGAGCAUGUUAUAUACUGCCGACUCUCGCGGAGACAACGGAAUCUUUAUGAAGAUUUUAUCGCUAGUUCGGAAACACAAGCUACUCUCGCAAGUUCGAAUUUUUUCGGGAUGAUUAGCGUUAUAAUGCAACUUAGAAAAGUUUGCAAUCAUCCGGAUUUGUUUGAAGGUCGACCCAUUAUUAGUUCUUUCGAUAUGAACAGGAUUGAAACGCAGUUUUGCUCCUCGAUUUGCUCGGUUCUUAACCCGCAUCCGUUUUUAAACGUUGACCUUUCGGGAUUAGGGUUUGUAUUCACUCAUCUUGAUUUUUACAUGACGUCGUGGGAGAGUGACGCGGUUCAAGCUAUUGAAACACCGUCGAGACUAAUUGAGAAACGUGUCGAAGAAAUUGGAAGUGAAACCAAAUUCGUGAAAACGUCAAGCGGGUUUAAUAUCUUUGAAGAAAUUCAAAACGCACUUCGAGAAGAGAGACUUAAAGAAAUGAAAGAACGGGCCGAAUCGAUCGCGUGGUGGAAUUCUUUACGAUGUAAGCGAAAGCCCGUUUAUUCAACUGGCUUACGCGAUAUCGUUUCUUUUCAAAAGCCUGUGUUAAACUCGUCAAAGUUUUCCGAGCUUGUUUUGUCUCCGGUUGACCGAUUCGAGAGGAUGGUGGACCAAGUGGAGAGUUUCAUGUUCGCAAUCCCCGCAGCACGAGCUCCGCAACCCGUCGGGUGGUGCAGCAAAUCGGAUACUUCGGUGUUCAUCGACGAAACUUACAAGUUGAAAUGUUCGAAGAUAUUUUCACCGUUAUUAACUCCUAUUCGGCCCGCUAUUGUUAGAAGACAAGUUUAUUUUCCCGAUAGGCGGUUAAUACAGUUUGAUUGUGGAAAGCUUCAAGAGCUUGCGGUUUUGCUCAGAAGACUCAAGUCCGAAGGUCACCGAGCGUUAAUCUUCACACAGAUGACAAAAAUGCUCGACGUUUUAGAAGCUUUCAUAAAUAUAUACGGAUACACGUACAUGCGGUUAGACGGGUCGACCCAGCCUGAAGAACGGCAAACGUUAAUGCAACGGUUUAACACGAACCCGAAGUAUUUUCUUUUCAUUUUGUCGACACGCAGUGGCGGUGUUGGUAUUAAUCUUGUAGGUGCGGAUACGGUUAUAUUUUACGAUAGUGAUUGGAACCCUGCGAUGGACCAACAAGCGCAAGAUCGGUGUCAUAGAAUCGGGCAAACGCGUGAAGUACAUAUUUACCGUUUAAUUAGCGAAAGCACGAUUGAAGAAAAUAUAUUAAAAAAGGCGAAACAGAAACGAGCUCUUGAUGAUUUGGUGAUUCAGAGUGGGGAGUAUAACACCGAGUUUUUCAAGAAACUUGAUCCGAUGGAAUUGUUUUCCGGUCACAAAACAGUUUCGGUAAAUAAUAUGCGGAAAGAUAAAGGUUUGACUAACGGGGUUGAAGUCAACCCCCCGGUAUCUAACGCUGACGUGGAUGCUGCGUUGAAGCUUGCGGAAGACGAAGCCGAUUACAUGGCGUUAAAACGAGUCGAACAAGAAGAGGCGGUUGACAACCAAGAAUUUACUGAAGACGCGAUAGGGAAACCGGAAGAUGACGAGCUUUUGAACGAAGAAGAUGGUACCGCACCGGUAGAAGAAAACGCGCAAACGCCGAAAUGGGUUGACCCGAAUGACGAAAAGGGUGCGGGUGCGGGUGCGAGUUUGGUUAAGGUUGAUGAUGAUAAUGAUGUGGAGAUGAUGGAUGAUGUUAAACAGAUGACUGUUGUCUCGGGGAAUGAUGUUUUGUCGUUUGAGAAGCAACUUCGGCCGAUCGAUCGAUACGCGGUACGGUUUCUUGAGCUGUGGGACCCUAUUGUUGAUUAUAAUUUGGUGGAGUCGCAGGAGCGGUUUGAACAAACGGAAUGGGAGUUGGAUCGUAUCGAGAAGUUAAAGGAGGAUAUGGAAGCAGACGGUGAUGACGACGAGGAACCGUUAGUUUAUGAAAGAUGGGAUUCCGAAUUUGCAACUAAGGCAUACCAAGAGCAAGUUAAAGUUUUGGCCGAACGUCAGUUGAUGGAAGAACGUGAAAUGGAAGCUAGAGAGAAAGAGAAGGCGCUUGCGGAAGCUGAAUCGAUGAAGAACGAGACGGUGGUUAAAAAGUCAAAGUCAAAGAAAAAGUCAAAGAAAACAAAAUUCAAAUCUCUAAAAAAGGAAGCGUUGUCUUCCGAAACAAAGACUACAAACAUCGAGUCACCAAUUGAAGAUUAUGACGAUGAUCUUGAUGAAGAAUUGAUCUUCUUGAAGAAACGCAAAAAACCAGCAGAUGACACCGAAGUCAAGAGUUCUAAAAAAUCCAAAAAAGUCAAAAGGUUGACCGAUCCAAUCCCGUUAGACACAGAAUCAAAUUCGGUACCAGACUUUCAAGACGAACCGUUAAAAGACCUGAAAUUAAUUGCAAGUAGUAACCACAAUAAUCUUGAAGUUGAUUAUAAACCGUUCAACAGAAGCAAAACGGGAAUCAGAAUAUCGAUCACUUCGAUGCCCGUGAAACGGGUAAUGACUAUAAGACUCGAGAAGUUAAAACGAGGAAGUAUUUGGCCAAACGAUUGUUUUCCGACACCUGAUUCUUGGUUAUCGUCUGAGGAUGCGGUUCUUUGCGCAAUUGUACAUGAAUACGGUGUGAAUUGGAGUUUGGCGAGUGAUGUUUUGUACGGGAUGACAGCUGGCGGGUUCUAUAGGGGCAUUGCUCGGCAUCCUGUUCAUUGUUGUGAACGAUAUCGGGAGCUUGUUCAGAAAUACGUGUUGUCUACGGUUGAUAAUAAUAUUACUAAUGAAAAAUCAAGCGGCAAAGCUCUUCUCAGAGUAUCCGAGGAGCAUGCCAAAAUGCUGUUGGAUAUUGUAUCUGAACAGUCCGAUCAAUCACACACGCUUCAACAGCAUUUCUGCUACCUACUUACAACCGUGGAGAAGUCAAAGACUCGUCAUGGUCAACGGAAAAGCCCGUUGCGUCUAAAAAACGGAAUAGUUCAUAUACCGGGUGUUAACCGAGACCCCGUUAAACCACAAUCACAAGAAAUGAAUUUCGCCAACGUAGGCCCGAUGAGCAGAUUAGUAGCCGAUGCACUUGACAAUUCUCAGAAUAUACCAAAAGAGGACAGGGUUUCUAGUUUCAAUGGAAGGCACGAUUCACGAGGUGUUGAUCAGUUGACCGUUACUUUAGAGUUGGGCCCUGCUGAUGAUGGUCAAAGUCUCGAGUUGCCACCUGUCAUAUCUUUGUCGAUAAAUGAGCCUGAGUCGGUGGCGUCUGAACUGGUGCCUGUCCCCGUGGGCGGGAAUCGUCACUUACGGCCGUCUAGUGUUGAAUCGCGUUUCAGGGAUAUAUCAAGAGUUGCAGUUGAGGGUGGUUUAGCCUCACCCCCAUCAUCAUUCCCGACAGUCGAAUCGAAAUCCCGACCGCCAAAAUCUCAACUGUCAGGAAAACACAGGCUGUCAAAUCCGGAAACGCCAUUAAAGCAUUCCAAAUCCAAGUCAAGAAAAACUAUUACGGAUUCCAACGACCUGCAUUUGCGACCACCAUCAACAUUACCCAAUGAAUUAUCCUCAAGGUUCGAAGCAGAAGCGUCUAUAUCAAGCGUCGGGAUUGAUGAUUUUCUAACGACAGAAACGGGCCUCGAGAGUUUCGAUACGGUGCCUCAUAUUUACGAUCCGGGCUUCACCUCAGGCCUCGAAGAUUGUUCGUUAUUAACGCAGUUUACUGACAUCGGGUAGGCUUGCAUUCGUGUUGACGGGCUUAGUUUUUUGCUAACCGGGCCAGUGCAUUUUGAUGGUUACCUUAACGGGCCGACGUUUUUCUUCACUAACUUGGUGCAUCGGGAAUGGUGAUGAUGAGGAGCCGAGAGACGCGGUCCAUGGGUACGCGAUUUUUGGAAGAUACAACAUUUUGCACAUAAAAUGUAACAUUGUAUGGCAUAUGGCCCUUCAACUUUGUGACCUGUUUGGGUUGAUGAGAGGGAAGUCAUGCUUUUAGUGUUUUGAGUUUUCAGUUUAAAAAAAUUAUAUUUUUAGGCCCAUUAUCCUCAUAGUGUAGGUUUUUAGAAACAGAAAAUUAGUAUUGAUGAAUGAAAAUUCUUUUUUACUCA